AUGCCUCUCGGUAUUGUGAAUACUUUUGUUGAGGAAGUGCCGGGCACGGUUUCUCUCAUCGAUGAAGGGACCACCGACACUUCACUCCAACUCAAACAUGGCACUGGCAAGAACUGGCCUCUAUGGAAGAAGGAUGUUGUGUAUGCGUCAGUCUUCCUCGGUACCAUCAUUUUCGCCGCUGUACCAGCUCCAAUGCUGGCGCCCGCCACCGUCAUACUCUCUACCAUCUUAGGGGUGACCCUAGACGAAGUUGCCGAACUCUCAGGAUACCAGUUAUUGCUCGUUGGCUGCUUCGGUCCCGUUGUCUCAGCACUUGCGCGCAAAUAUGGCAAACGACCACAGUUCAUCUUCGCCGCUGUAAUGGGCGUCAUUGGCACCGGCGUCUGCAUCGCAGCGCACGAAAACUAUCAUACCCUCCUUGCGGGAAGAUUGAUCCAAGGCUUCGGCACCACCGCAUUCGAGAGUCUCUCCGUGGCAAUGUUGGGUGACAUCUACUUCGUCCACGAGCGCGGCGUCCGCACCGGCAUCAUGGUCCUCUGUCUGACAUGCAUGGCCUCCCUCGUUGCCAUCAUCGGUGGCCCCAUAACUUCACGGCUGGGAUGGCGCUAUAUGUUUAUUGUGCAUCUACCCUUCGCCAUUGUUGGAGCACUGAUAGUCUUCUUCCUGGUUCCUGAGACGCAGUUCCGCCGUCGAGAUCGAAACGGCAGGCUGCCCACGUACAGCCCAGAUGCAUAUGCCAACACCGAGAAAGUCCAGGAUAAACGCAGCGAAGAUGUAAAGCGCAUAGAGAGCGUUGAUGUGGCUACGAUACCGAAGAGGUCAUACCUGCCGAAUUUGGCGCCUUACAACGGAAGCUUUACAGACGAGUCUCCGUUCAAGCUUGUAAUUGCGCCGCUGGUGGUACUUUUGAAUCCUGCAGUGUUCUGGACAAUUCUGGAUGCUGGCAUCAUUGUGGCAUUCUACGUCAGCCUCUCAUACGUACUCGCACAAAUCUGGUCCGUACCGCCAUACAACCUCACACCGGAGGGUAAUGGAUACUUUUACGUCGGAGGACUUCUCGGAGGACUCAUCGGCGGCAUAGGAUCCGGAAAGCUGUGCGACAGCUCAUCCCGAACAUUUGCCAGAUGGAAUAAGGGCAUCUACGAGCCCGAAUUCCGCAUCCCCGUCCAAGUGAUUGCCGCAGUGCUGCUGGGUAUAGGCUACUUUGUCUUCAUGUGGGAUAUGGAAAACCCCACGCCAAAGGGAUACUACCUCGGAGCAUUCUGCCACGGCUGCAUUUGCUGCGGGAUCACCGUGACGUCCAGUUCAGCGUCACUAUACAUUCUUGAUUCGUAUAAGGAGCAGGCCACAGAGAUCUUCAUCCUCCAGAUGACGGCAAAGAACCUCCUCUUCUACGGCUUCUCCACCUUUGUCAAUUCCUGGGUUGCGGAAGAUGGCCCGGCACAGAUCUUCAAGAUCUACGGUAUUGUGUCGUUGUGCAUCGUUGCUACGUGCAUUCCAAUGUACGUACUCGGCAAAGUCAAUCGGCAGUGGAUGCACGGUCUUUCUCUGGUUCAAAGGUUGGGAGCAGCGUACAUGUAA
This is a messenger RNA of Lasiodiplodia theobromae, 1581 nucleotides long. RefSeq names its product MFS transporter. The transcript is spliced from 9 exons. Bases 1 to 1581 code for a protein of 526 amino acids. Gene Ontology annotation, molecular function: transmembrane transporter activity. The record is from RefSeq and is a predicted model, not a curated record. Lineage: Eukaryota; Fungi; Ascomycota; Dothideomycetes; Botryosphaeriales; Botryosphaeriaceae. Gene Ontology annotation, biological process: transmembrane transport.